Alexandromys fortis (reed vole) is the source of this 4396-nucleotide messenger RNA. RefSeq names its product solute carrier family 20 member 2 (gene Slc20a2). Gene Ontology annotation, molecular function: phosphate transmembrane transporter activity. The transcript is spliced from 12 exons. NCBI's taxonomy places the organism in Eukaryota, Metazoa, Chordata, Mammalia, Rodentia, Cricetidae. Bases 1168 to 3123 code for a protein of 651 amino acids. Gene Ontology annotation, biological process: phosphate ion transmembrane transport. Gene Ontology annotation, cellular component: membrane. The record is from RefSeq and is a predicted model, not a curated record.
AUAGGGGGUUGUACAUCACCUGACUGCUGUCUACGAAUCAAGAAGACAUGCCUUAAAAUGAAGCAUGGUGGACAGACCCUGUGAAGGGCUCUUACCUUGAAAACAGCAUGAUUGGCUUCCAUGUCAUCUUUGAAUAUGAGUGACAUUCCUAGUUUCAGCAUGCCCUCAUAGAGACCAGCAGACCAGGGCUAUUCUUUCAGGAAGCCUCGCGCUGGAAGUAGUGUAUUGGAUGUCUGCACAUGGACUGGAUUGCCCACUGACUCAUAAGAAUAUUGAAAGCUGGUAAACAGCUGAAGACAGGCGGGUUUAAGGAAGCAGCUCCAACCCCCUUAAGGCUUUGAACAUCUUGAAAGAAGAUCAUUGUAGAGAUGAGUGAGAAGAUUGCAGUCAUUUCUACAUUUGUUUCUAGACAUUCAUUAUCUUUGUUAACCCAUCCACUUGGUGCAUGAUAUUUGAGUUAUUUUCCAUGACUGUAAUAGCUCAUAAUCUGCUUCUCAUCAGUUUUAUCUGUGGGUACGAAAUCACAUAAGUAAGAGGUGAAACAGGAACCGUUUAUUGGGAUAUCGAUGCCCUCACCUCCACAGAAAUGGACAUUCGUUGACUAAUCACUAAGGAGUGAGAGAGUUGUUUCCUGUAAUGAUGUACUCUUUCAGUGAAGUUCUGUUUUAGCUACCCAAGGUGUCCUUUUGGACAAGUUUUUAGCACUGAAGAGCUAAUAAUCAUAAAAUAAGAAUCAAGCCGUUUGUGGUGGUGCACACCUUUAAUCCUAAUACUCGGGAGGCAGAGGCAGUUGGAUGUCUGAGUUCAAGGCCAGCCUGGUCUGCAGAGCAAGUACCAGGACAGCCAGAGCUACACAGAGAAACCUUGUCUCGAAGGAGGAAAAAAAAAAGAAUUGCAUCUUUGAAGAAAAAUCACAGCUUUCCCAGGCUGGGAGGAAAAAUAUGGAAUGUGCUGUACCACUGAAUGAACACAACCCAAUGAACUGUACUGCCCAUAGUUCCGAAACCAGCAGCUAACAGUUUCUUCAGACUUCAGCACUGUCCAGCACUUUCCAGACCAGACUCGCUGUUUGCAAGAACUCUUGGCCUCCCGAAGUUAGCAACCUCAGACUUUGUUUAUUUAAAAUACUUCUGCACAAGAAAAGUACCCCAGAGCCCAUUCUCCAAAAUGGCCAUGGAUGGGUAUCUGUGGAUGGUCAUUUUGGGUUUUAUUAUUGCUUUCAUCCUGGCCUUUUCAGUUGGUGCCAAUGACGUUGCCAACUCCUUCGGAACCGCAGUGGGCUCUGGCGUGGUGACCUUGAGACAGGCGUGCAUUCUGGCUUCGAUAUUUGAAACCACGGGCUCUGUGCUGCUGGGAGCGAAAGUAGGGGAGACGAUCCGGAAGGGCAUCAUCGACGUGAACCUCUACAAUGACACCGUGGAGACCCUCAUGGCUGGGGAAGUGAGUGCAAUGGUUGGCUCAGCUGUUUGGCAGUUGAUCGCAUCCUUCCUGAGACUUCCAAUCUCAGGAACUCACUGCAUAGUCGGCUCUACCAUAGGCUUCUCCCUUGUGGCAAUCGGUACCAAAGGCGUGCAGUGGAUGGAGCUUGUCAAGAUUGUGGCUUCCUGGUUUAUAUCGCCGCUUCUUUCCGGCUUCAUGUCUGGUGUGCUGUUUGUGCUCAUCAGGAUGUUCAUCUUAACCAAGGAGGACCCUGUUCCAAACGGUCUCCAGGCGCUUCCUCUGUUCUAUGCCGCUACUAUAGCAAUAAAUGUCUUCUCCAUCAUGUACACGGGAGCACCAGUGCUGGGGCUGACGCUUCCCAUGUGGGCCAUAGCUCUCAUUUCCUUUGGCGUCGCUCUGCUCUUUGCCUUCUUCGUGUGGCUCUUCGUGUGUCCCUGGAUGAAGAGGAAGAUAGCAGGCAAAUUAGAAAAGACGAGCGCUUUAUCGCGAACUUCCAAUGAAAGUCUCAGUAAAGCCCAGGAGGUGGAGUCCCCCUUUAAGGAACUCCCUGGUGCCAAAGCCAGCGAUGACAGUGCUGUCCCCCUCACCAGCCCGGCUGGGGAGGCUGUGGGACCUUCUGAGGGCACAUCAACAGGAAACCACCCCCGGACAGCCUAUGGACGGGCACUUUCCAUGACUCACGGCUCUGCAAAGUCACCCAUCUCCAACGGCACGUUCGGCUUUGAAGGCCACAUGAGGAAUGACGGUCAUGUUUAUCACACUGUACACAAAGACUCGGGGCUCUACAAAGACUUGCUGCACAAAAUCCACGUAGACAGAGGCCCCGAGGAGAAGCCCGCUCAGGAAAACAACUACAGGCUGCUUCGGCGGAACAACAGCUACACCUGCUACACCGCGGCCAUCUGUGGCAUGCCGGUGCAUACCACCUUCAGAGCCCCAGAUGCCUCCUCCGCCCCCGAGGACAGCGAGAAGCUGGUGGGCGACACGGUGUCCUAUUCCAAGAAGCGGCUUCGCUACGACAGCUACUCCAGCUACUGCAAUGCGGUCGCCGAGGCCGAGAUCGAGGCUGAGGAGGGGGGCGUAGAAAUGAGGCUGGCCUCUGAGCUGGCGGAUCCCGACCAGCCUCACGAGGACCCCACGGAGGAAGAGAAGGAGGAGAAGGACACGGCAGAGGUCCACCUGCUCUUCCACUUCCUGCAAGUCCUCACUGCCUGCUUUGGGUCCUUUGCUCAUGGUGGCAACGAUGUGAGCAAUGCAAUUGGUCCCCUCGUGGCUUUGUGGCUGAUCUAUGAACAAGGUGGAGUUAUGCAAGAAGCUGCUACGCCAGUCUGGCUGCUGUUUUAUGGAGGAGUCGGGAUUUGCACAGGUCUCUGGGUUUGGGGGAGAAGAGUGAUCCAGACCAUGGGAAAGGACCUCACUCCCAUCACACCUUCCAGUGGCUUCACUAUUGAGCUGGCCUCUGCCUUCACCGUGGUGAUUGCCUCCAACAUUGGGCUUCCUGUCAGCACCACACACUGCAAGGUGGGCUCCGUGGUGGCCGUGGGCUGGAUACGCUCGAGGAAGGCUGUGGACUGGCACCUCUUCCGGAACAUCUUUGUGGCCUGGUUCGUGACUGUCCCCGUGGCCGGAUUAUUCAGUGCUGCUAUCAUGGCUAUCUUCAUGUACGGGAUCCUCCUGUCAUAGGCGUGGUCUGUAAACGGCUCUAGGGAUAGUCUAACACCUCUCCCCCUCCCCCCCACACCUGCACACCCCUCCCACACACCCUGCAGAUGGCGUCAUCAUGACACACACUGCUUACCCAGGCCACAGACGUUCAUCCUCCAGAGUCAGCCUAACUCCUGUACAUAGUAGUAUGUAUCAGACUGGUAUUGUGACGACACAAUGUGGUGCAGUUACUUAUAUUAAAUAUACAUCGUGUACCUAGGAUAUCUAGCGUUGAUUUCAAACAAACUCAGAAUGAAAGUGGAAGAGUAUUGCCUCAAGUGCAAUAUUCUGUUAACUGUAUAUAAUGAUCUCAGCGGUGGCAAGUGUUAAAAACGUUUAAAAGUGUAGGCUAUAAAAACCCUUUUUUAAAAAUACUGUAAUAUAAGUGAGAUGCAGUAUACUUAAUACAAACUUGGGCAAGUUCUCAGGCCCUUGUGUGAUUGCAUCAUGCUGGGACAGGUGUUCACAAGUGCUUCCUCUGAAGAAUGUGUUCAGAAGCUGUGUAUGAGUUACUGUGUAAUGUAUCACUAGCGCUUUUGUAAAUACUUCAACUGUGAUUUUAAUGGUCUGCUUCCCUUACACUUUACUGAUUGGAGAAUUUUGGAAAGUACCAAAGAAACAGGGGAUAAAUCGCCAGUAUUAUAUCUUCAUGUUGUUUGUUUCCUUCCCUCUGGCCACUGAAGGGAUCCUGGUCCAUCAGCAGGCAAGCUCCUAACCAGGGCAGCGUGUGUGGUUGGAAGCACCAGCCGCCCACCAGCAGAAGCCACACCGCUGCCAUACCAGGCCCUGGUGAGCUUGUUCAGUGGCCUUUCACUGUCACCAGCGUGGACAACACACAGCAAUGGGGGUGUACAAUUAGACACUACAUACAUAUCAAGUCCAGUCCCAGUGUCCCUCCCUGUUCCGCCCUGCAGCCUGAAAUGCGGAGUUCUUGUCGCAAACAGUAAGGCCAGCGAGGCUUUUGAUGUGCCUGGAUGCUGUAAAUCUCAGGGCUGAGCGGGGAGUAUUAGGAGGGACACUGGGCUUGGGGAUCCAUGAGGCCUUUUUAUGUAGAGCAUCUGAGGUCGUCCUGUAGAGCCACUGUUGUCUUCUGACAGUGAGAGACAGUAUGACUAAAAUGUUAAGAGCCUGAAACCAUGGAAAUGCUGCUAAUAUUUUUAUAUUGACAUACAUUUUCACGGUACUUCAUUGUAAUUUUUUCAUUAAUCAACCAUAUUAAAUUUAUAAUAAAAAAGUGCCCCUCAAAAAUUUA